AUUCGUCAUUCCGAUCAAACCCUAGCAAAUUCAGUUCAGCUUCCAUUUAUAAACCUCUCCUCGAUUUGCCUCAUUUUUCUCCCACUCUCCCCACUCUGAUCGCCUAAUUUUCCCCUUCGGAGACCUUUUCAGGUCACCGGCUUGGCUUACAAAACAUGGCGGAUGCAUCACAGCAUCCAUCAGUAUUUCAGAAAAUACAUGGGCAAUCUUACCUGAUUUCUAGGCUUUCCCCCAACAUGUAUGCUAGAAAUUAUGGUGUAGAUGUCCAGGGUUCCUUGCACCCAAUGUGCCAGAGCACUGGCCUCGCACAUGUCUCAUAUCUGUCUCCGGUUUUUGUGCAAGCUCCAUCCGAGAAAGGUGCAACUGGUUUUGUUGUGGAUUUCCUUAUGGGAGGUGUUUCUGCUGCCGUUUCCAAAACUGCAGCCGCCCCUAUUGAGCGUGUUAAACUCUUAAUUCAGAACCAGGAUGAGAUGAUUAAGGCUGGUCGGCUUUCUGAGCCAUACAAGGGUAUCACUGACUGCUUUGCCAGAACCAUUAAGGACGAAGGUUUCCUUGCUCUCUGGAGAGGAAACACUGCUAAUGUUAUCAGAUAUUUCCCCACCCAGGCUUUGAACUUUGCUUUUAAGGAUUACUUCAAGAGGCUUUUUAACUUCAAGAAAGACAGAGAUGGCUACUGGAAGUGGUUUGCUGGGAACCUGGCAUCAGGAGGUGCCGCUGGUGCUUCGUCUCUUCUUUUUGUUUACUCUCUGGACUAUGCCCGGACACGUUUGGCAAAUGAUGCCAAGUCAGCUAAAAAAGGUGGAGAGAGGCAAUUUAAUGGUUUGAUUGAUGUUUAUAAAAAGACCCUCAAGAGUGAUGGCAUUGCUGGACUGUACCGUGGAUUCAGUAUUUCGUGUGUUGGUAUCAUCGUGUACCGUGGACUUUACUUUGGAUUGUAUGAUUCUCUGAAGCCUGUGGUUCUGGUUGGAGGAUUGCAGGAUAGCUUCUUUGCUAGUUUCUUACUUGGAUGGGGAAUCACCAUUGGUGCUGGGUUGGCCUCUUACCCUAUUGACACUGUGCGUAGAAGAAUGAUGAUGACUUCUGGAGAGGCUGUUAAAUACAAGAGCUCUUUGGAUGCAUUUAAUCAAAUCAUCAAGAAUGAGGGUCCUAAAUCCCUCUUCAAGGGUGCUGGUGCCAACAUCUUGCGUGCUGUUGCCGGUGCUGGUGUUCUUGCUGGUUAUGACAAGUUGCAGGUCAUUGUUUUAGGCAAGAAGUACGGAUCUGGUGGUGGUGGUUAAUAUGUAGUACGAUGUUGAUGACGAAAUCAAAGAGUGAAGUGGUGUAAGUUCUUCUCGCGAGCUGAAUAAUUUUGAAUGAACUGUAGUCACUUUUAUGUUUCAGUGUUUAGGAACUUGUUAGAAAUCAUAGUUACAAGAGGUAAAUUUGAGUUGGGUCAUGGGUGUUAUUCGUGCUUGGAUUUUAGAGCGAUGUACUAUCAGUGUUCCCGUUUGUGAGAAUAUUUGGUCAGUAUCUCGGUGAUUUGUGCUCACAAACUCUGUUUCUUUCAAGCGUUCUAAGUAUUGAAGUCUUUCACUCUGUAUAAUUUUCUA
Morus notabilis is the source of this 1589-nucleotide messenger RNA. Its product is annotated as ADP,ATP carrier protein 3, mitochondrial. The transcript has 4 exons. Gene Ontology annotation, cellular component: mitochondrial inner membrane. Bases 156 to 1277 code for a protein of 373 amino acids. NCBI's taxonomy places the organism in Eukaryota, Viridiplantae, Streptophyta, Magnoliopsida, Rosales, Moraceae. Gene Ontology annotation, biological process: mitochondrial ADP transmembrane transport; mitochondrial ATP transmembrane transport. Gene Ontology annotation, molecular function: ATP:ADP antiporter activity. The record is from RefSeq and is a predicted model, not a curated record.